GUAACAUAACACGUUAUACAGCACUGUGGGGUGAACGAUUACUCAUCGCAGACGGUGGGAUUGUGCGUACCUUGGACUUUUUUAACUUCCCAAGUGGACAAUGGCCUCAUUGUACAAGUGCAUGUCUGCCCUUGGCAAAACCCUAGUGACAAGACCAGUGGUGAGGUCAUCGGUGUGUUCAAAGCUUCCGUUGGCGGCAAAUUUUCGAUCUUUGUCGUCUGCAGCCAAUUAUGAGAACAUCAUCGUGGAGAAGAGAGGAGAGAAACAGAAUGUCGGUUUGAUUCAGUUGAAUCGUCCCAAGGCUCUGAAUGCGCUGUGUGAUGCUUUGAUGGACGAUGUGUCUAAUGCCUUGCAGAAGUUUGAAGCAGACAAGGAGGUUUCCUGCAUCAUUUUGACUGGAUCACAGAAGGCAUUCGCUGCCGGAGCUGACAUUAAGGAGAUGGCGGGAUAUACGUUCCAGAGUGUGUACAGCGGCAACUUCCUGGCUCAUUGGGAUCAAGUCACAAGGACUAAAAAGCCUGUGAUUGCUGUGGUCAAUGGCUAUGCUCUUGGUGGUGGAUGCGAACUGGCCAUGAUGUGUGAUAUUAUCUACGCAGGAGACAAAGCCAAGUUCGGUCAGCCAGAGAUCUUGCUGGGCACAAUCCCAGGGGCGGGAGGUACUCAGAGGCUGACCAGAGCUGUUGGUAAAUCUGUUGCCAUGGAGAUGGUCCUCUCAGGAGAUCCUAUCACUGGCCAAGAGGCCAAAGAAAUGGGGCUUGUGAGCAAGGUCUUCCCAUCGGAGGAGGUGCUUGACAAGGCCAUCGAGUUGGCCGAGAAAAUUGGUAAAAAUUCGAAACUGACGGUUGCCAUGGGGAAAGAGGCGGUUAACGCGGCGCACGAACUCUCCUUGCAAGAGGGACUCAAAACUGAGAAGAAAAUCUUCUAUGCCACUUUUGCAACCGAAGAUCGUAAGGAGGGGAUGGCAGCAUUUGUGGAAAAGAGAAAAGCUAACUUCACCGACAAUUAAACCAUGUGGGAUUGUGCAGGGUGCUAUAUGAACAGUUUCCAUGGAAACUGUUGGGAGUUGGACGAGGCUUGAGAUUACAAAAGUGAUUUUGCUGAUGAUGAUGAUUAUGAUGAUGAUGUUGUUGACAGGAAAGAUUUGUUCUCAAGAUCUAUUUUGGCAGCCUAAGUUUUGAAUAUGAUACAGUGUAUGAGCCAGAUGAGUCUUGUUUUUAUUUCACAGACAGGCUCCAUUUAUUUUCUAUUGUGCCAAAAUUGUAUUCAGCAAAGUGGGAGAUGUUUAAAAGAUUUGUUAAGAAAAUUGCAUUGUUUUUCUUUUCAUCCCACAAAGUAAGCAUCCUCGCAUCUCGGACCUAAAAAUGUUCAGACCUUGAUGAAAAUGAACAGAAGUUCUCAUGUCAAAUGAUUAAUCUAAUUUGCAGAACACAUGGGCUACAAACUGUCACAUUCUAUGACACACAUUAUUACAUUUUGUUUUACACAGAUUCCAAAAUGUCUGGAAAUAACUGUCAUUUGAGACAUCUUGUUCUUUGCAGUGUUUUGUAUAACAAGGAGUGAUUUGGAAAUCAUGCUUAACUUUAUAUCAAGGAUGAAUAAAUUUAUAUAUGCUAAAACUCGA
Messenger RNA from Acanthaster planci (crown-of-thorns starfish), 1621 nucleotides. RefSeq names its product enoyl-CoA hydratase, short chain 1 (gene echs1). NCBI's taxonomy places the organism in Eukaryota, Metazoa, Echinodermata, Asteroidea, Valvatida, Acanthasteridae. The record is from RefSeq and is a predicted model, not a curated record. Gene Ontology annotation, biological process: fatty acid beta-oxidation. Gene Ontology annotation, molecular function: catalytic activity. Gene Ontology annotation, cellular component: mitochondrion.